UUCACGGAUCGGACAGCACUAUCACUCCAGACGGCAUUAGGGCUACAUCUAUCUCUCUCUUAAACUAGUACACCGGUAGUCCUAUUUUCUCACAAUGCCUUUCUCUGAAUUAUAUUUUAAUGUGGAUAAUGGAUAUCUGGAGGGGCUGGUGAGAGGUUUUAAGGCUGGUAUUUUAUCUCAGGCGGAUUAUUUGAAUCUCGUUCAGUGUGAAACUCUGGAAGACUUGAAGCUUCACUUGCAGAGCACUGACUAUGGAAGCUUCCUGGCCAAUGAAGCCUCUCCCCUCACUGUCUCCGUCAUUGAUGACAAGCUUAAAGAGAAGAUGGUGGUUGAGUUCCGCCAUAUGAGGAACCAGUCUUAUGAGCCUCUGGCCAGCUUCAUGGAUUUCAUCACAUACAGCUAUAUGAUUGACAACGUCAUCCUGUUGAUCACUGGAACUCUGCAUCAGCGGGCCAUUUCAGAGCUGGUGCCCAAGUGCCAUCCGCUUGGCAGCUUUGAACAGAUGGAGGCUGUUAACAUUGCCCAAACUCCAGCAGAGCUCUAUAAUGCCAUCCUGGUGGAUACACCACUUGCUGCUUUCUUUCAGGACUGCAUCUCUGAGCAGGAUUUGGAUGAGAUGAACAUUGAAAUAAUUCGCAACACUCUUUACAAGGCUUAUCUAGAAGCUUUCUACAAGUUCUGCACCUCACUAGGUGGCACAACUGCAGAUACCAUGUGCCCAAUUCUGGAGUUUGAGGCAGACAGAAGAGCUUUCAUCAUUACCAUUAACUCCUUCGGUACGGAGCUCUCCAAAGAAGACAGAGCUAAACUCUUCCCUCACUGUGGCAAGCUCUACCCAGAGGGUCUUGCGCAGCUAGCACGCGCAGAUGAUUAUGAGCAGGUUAAAGCUGUGGCUGAAUACUACCCUGAAUACAAGCUUCUCUUUGAGGGAGCUGGCAGCAACCCAGGAGACAAAACCCUUGAGGAUCGUUUUUUUGAACAUGAGGUGAAACUUAAUAAGCUGGCCUUCCUGAAUCAGUUUCAUUUCAGCGUGUUCUAUGCCUACGUCAAGUUGAAGGAGCAAGAGUGCCGAAACAUUGUGUGGAUUGCCGAGUGUAUUGCCCAAAGGCAUCGGGCUAAGAUUGACAACUACAUCCCCAUAUUCUAAUGGCAAACAGUCACAGCCCACUGCAAGUGAAGGAUGCAGGGAGUUUCAGGAAAACAGGAGAGUUUGUUUAAGUGAAAUGCAAAUUCGAGACAUCUUAUUGUGUUAAACUCUUCCUGUGGUAGGCUAAGAAAACAUACAUUCCAUUAUCAUUAUUUAUACAUUGCAUACUUUUUCAAUUAAUGUACAUAUUCAGAUGAUAAACUCUCUGAACUCAUGAUCUCCCAGUAUCCACAUCUGAGGAGUGUUAGAGAAUCAUUUACAAGAAUGAACUUUUGAAACACGAACAGAAUUAAUUUCUGUGUAAAUCAAAUUGUGUAAUUGUUGUAUUUGUUUGAACUGCGUGCUUACAUAAGAACGGAUUUAUGAUUGAUUUACUGAGUCAUUGUUUUGCUUGUGUUUCUUGAGUAAGAAUCAAUGGGAUUAUCCUUAUAAAAAAGAGAGAAUUGCUGGGAAUUAACACUGAAAAGUGUUCUUUUGUGUGUAUAGAUUCUUCACCAUGUCUGUUUGUUAAAAUGAGAGUUGUGAGCUUCCCGUUUGUAAAUUCGUGCUAAUAUUUGUGCUGGCAUAAUUUAUGGAGUAGAUCAUAUUUUAUGAUUGACAGCUGAGUCAGUGAGGUCAUAUGGAUCUAAUAUUAAAAAAAAGACCUUGCUCUCGGCUAAAUCUGUUGUAACCAUGUUGUCUGUGUUUUAAGUGAUCUAAAUUAAAUCAAUAUAAAUAUAUACACUAUAUAUAAAGUAA
Messenger RNA from Labeo rohita (rohu), 1885 nucleotides. RefSeq names its product ATPase H+ transporting V0 subunit d1 (gene atp6v0d1). The transcript has 9 exons. Lineage: Eukaryota; Metazoa; Chordata; Actinopteri; Cypriniformes; Cyprinidae. The record is from RefSeq and is a predicted model, not a curated record. Gene Ontology annotation, biological process: vacuolar transport; proton transmembrane transport; vacuolar acidification. The coding region runs from base 95 to 1147 and encodes 350 amino acids. Gene Ontology annotation, cellular component: proton-transporting V-type ATPase, V0 domain; lysosomal membrane; early endosome. Gene Ontology annotation, molecular function: proton-transporting ATPase activity, rotational mechanism.